AUGGCUACCGCGGCCUCGUCCCUCCAAGCCGCGUCGGGCAAUGAACGUUUCAAUGCCGAGGCCGCCCUUUGGGAUAGCCAUCCGUUCGUUCAUGAAGCCAGCAAAGAGGCCCUGACAGCUAUCCUUCCCAGGUUUCCAGCGCUCAAGAAUCCACCGGAACCAGCCGGGUUGGAUGUGCUAGAGAUAGGAUGUGGCACAGGGCUGUUGUCUUGCAUUAUGGCGCCGUACGCCAAGAGGGUGGUGGCGGUGGAUGCCGCCCCAGGAAUGAUCAACAUGCUUCGGGAGAAAUUGAAAAAGCCCGAGACGCCCCAGAAUAUCCUGCCGGUGGCUGUCUUGUUGGAAGAUCCGGAAGACAAGCAUCUCCCUCCGGCAGACGAAAAGGAUCCCCACGGACCGAGGCUCAAGUUCGAUCUCAUCACAUCACACCUGGUGUUGCACCAUAUUCCAGACUUGAAGUCAGUGCUCACCACCAUGCUUGGAUGCUUGAAGGAUGGCGGGAGCGUGGCCCUGACGGAUUUUGAGGACAAUGGACCAGGAGCGAAACGAUUCCACCCCAAGUCUAAAAUGCCCGGUGUGGAAAGGCACGGGAUCCACGCAUUCACCAUGGAGCACUUAAUGAAUGAGGUGGGUUUCGUCAACGUUCGGGUUGAGCGGGCGUGGAGCAUGGACAAGAGCGUUGAAAAGUAUGAGGGCGAAUUUGGGGAUGGGGGAGGGCCCAAGGGUCCCGAACAAGGCGAGACGCAGAGUUUCCCAUUCGUGGUGUGCAGGGGCCAGAAGAAGUCUUGUCAAUGA
Messenger RNA from Rhinocladiella mackenziei CBS 650.93, 792 nucleotides. RefSeq lists its product as uncharacterized. Lineage: Eukaryota; Fungi; Ascomycota; Eurotiomycetes; Chaetothyriales; Herpotrichiellaceae. The transcript has a single exon. The record is from RefSeq and is a predicted model, not a curated record. The coding region runs from base 1 to 792 and encodes 263 amino acids.